UUUACCAACACUGGCUCGAUACUGCACGUGUAGAACUCCGAUUUAAAAUAAUUUUUUUUUAAUUUAAAAAGGAAAACAAAGUGAAAAUCAAACGUGACACACAUGCAGAGGCAUAAACCAAAGCGUCCUGGUCCUGGUGCUGGUCUUAGAAAGCCAAACGGCGUAAAGGGACCGGCUGGCAAGGACAAAUUCAACAAACACAAGAAACGUCCCAACAAUCCCAAAAAUGAGGAGCAUUCCAAAUCCAAAUUGGCAGCAACUGAAUUAGAGAUUCAGCAACUGCAAGCCAAAUACGAGGAGAUAAAUGCCGAUGAAAUUAAAAUAUUUAAACAUUUUCCGCUGUCGCAAAAGACGCAAAAAGCUUUAGCCGAAUUCAAGUACACAAAUCCCACGCCAGUCCAGCGGGAGAGUAUUGGUCCCGCUUUGCUGGGCAAAGAUGUGCUCGGAGCUGCUGUCACAGGCAGCGGUAAAACCUUGGCCUUUCUCAUACCAGUGUUGGAGCAUUUGUUUAUAAACAAAUGGUCACGUUCGGAUGGCGUUGGAGCAAUUAUUAUAUCACCCACCCGUGAGUUGGCCUAUCAAAUAUUUGAGACACUAAAGAAGGUGGGAAAGCAUCAUGAUUUUUCCGCUGGUUUGAUAAUUGGCGGCAAGAAUUUGAAAUUUGAGCGUACUCGGAUGGAUCAGUGUAAUAUAUUGAUAUGUACUCCAGGACGCCUGCUGCAGCAUAUGGAUGAGAAUCCCCUCUUUAAUACCAGCAGCAUGGAAAUGCUUGUACUGGAUGAAGCCGAUCGUUGCCUAGAUAUGGGUUUCCAAAAGACUCUAAACUCGAUCAUUGAGAAUUUUCCACCCGAUCGUCAAACAUUGUUAUUUUCGGCCACACAGACGAACACGGUGCAGGAUCUGGCCAGGCUUAAUCUCAAAGAUCCCGUCUAUGUUGGCUAUGGCAAUGGGGAGGGCACUCCAACUGUCACCUCAUCUUCAUCCAUAUCCGUAACCGAAUCGCGAGCCGUUUUAAAGGUGCCCGAAUUGCUGCAACAGAGCUAUGUUGUCCUGAAACUGGAGGAUAAACUCACCAUGUUGUGGUCGUUCAUUAAGAAUCAUUUGAAGCAGAAAAUCAUUGUCUUUGUCUCCAGCUGCAAACAAGCCAAAUAUUUGUAUGAAAUUUUCUGCAAACUGCGUCCUGGUGUCGGUUUACUGGCUCUCUAUGGUACUCUACAUCAGGAUCGUCGAAUUGCCAUCUAUGAGGAUUUUCUGCGCAAAAGUCAUGUGGUCAUGUUUGCCACUGAUGUGGCAUCACGUGGUUUGGAUUUUCCUUCUGUAAAUUGGGUCGUACAGCUAGAUUGCCCCGAGGAUGUGUCCCAGUACAUACAUCGAGCUGGCCGCUCGGCUAGAAAUAAAUCACGUGGCGAAUGCCUUUUGGUGUUGACGCCCAGCGAGGAGGAAUACAUGAUUGGAGCACUCAAGGAGCAACUUAAUCUCGAUAUACAUUGUGUACAAAUUGAUCCCAAGAAACUAUUCUCGCCACGUGUAAAAAUCGAAGCAUUUUUGGCACAAUUCCCAGAGCUAAGAGCAACGGCGCAACGUGCCUAUUUGGCCUAUCUAAAGUCUGUGUUCCUGAUGCGCAAUAAACGAUUGUUCAAUGUCUUUAGCCUAGAUCUAGAUGCAUAUGCUCAGUCGUUGGGUCUGGCGGUAACGCCUCGAGUUCCCUUCCUCGAGAAAUUCCUGUGGCGUCAGAAACAACUGCAGAAAUCAAAGAAUACCCAAGACGACGAGGUUCCAGAAUUGGAUGAGAAAAAGGUUCUACCGAAAUUAAGCAAAUCCCAGGCAUUUGCAGCUUCUGAGGACGAUGAUGAUGAUGGUGAUGACUUUAUCAAGCUCAAGCGGCGGGAUCAUGAAGUCGAAGGCGGUCCCAUUGACUUGGCUGAGAUUGAUAUUAAGAAAGAGAACGCCGACGAUGACGAUGAUGAUGCUAAUAAAGAGGAGGAUGAAGCAACUGACGAGUUACUUGUGGUGCCCAAACGUGAAAAGCUCGUCACCAAGGCUGCCCUGGCCAAGAAGGCUCUGAAAAAGAAUCUUCAGGUCAACUCUAAACUGAAAUUCGAUGACGAGGGCGAAACAGUGGCUAAUGUUCGCAAUCAAAUGAAGUCGUUGGUUGCCAAGAACCAGAAAAAUCAAGACAAGCACAAAGAUGAUGAUGGUGGCAUUAGCUUGGUGCUGUCCAAAAACCUAAUGGCAGAGGAGGAUGAAUACGAUAAACAGCGUUUCCGUGAAUUGGUCAAGAAGCGACAUAAAAUCCAACGUGAAAAAUUGCGUAAGAAGGCUGAGCGGCAGCAGGCCGAGGAGGAGGAUGAUGAGGCCGAAGCACAAACAGCUGUAGCGGACGGAGAUGAUGGUGAUAGUGAUAGUGAUCAUUCAGUAGAUUUAUCCUGGCUACCUGAUCCCGAUAAAAUCUAUAGCAAAAAGCCAACAACAAGUGAGCCAAACAAUCAGCGACAUGAAAAAGUUCCCGAAUCCGAAUCAGCAAGUGAAGACGACGACGAUGAGGAUGACCAAGAUGAACCUGUCCAUAAAAAGUCCAAGCUAACGCACAAAAUGAACUUAUUGGACACGGAGGCGAUUGCUGCCAAUCUAUUGGGCAGCUGAAAUGGCAUGGGAAGGCCAUUUAAUUAGAUCACUUAACAAAUUUUCUAAUGUUUAAUGUUUAAUUUAAUUCUAAUUAAUUAAAUUUCAAAUUCAUUUGCAAA
Molecule: messenger RNA, 2744 nt
Organism: Drosophila willistoni
Lineage: Eukaryota; Metazoa; Arthropoda; Insecta; Diptera; Drosophilidae
Product: probable ATP-dependent RNA helicase DDX10
Exons: 2
Coding region: 103-2643 (846 amino acids)
Biological process (GO): rRNA processing
Cellular component (GO): nucleus
Molecular function (GO): RNA helicase activity; ATP binding; nucleic acid binding
Source: RefSeq, a predicted model, not a curated record